Messenger RNA from Lytechinus pictus (painted urchin), 2110 nucleotides. RefSeq lists its product as uncharacterized. NCBI's taxonomy places the organism in Eukaryota, Metazoa, Echinodermata, Echinoidea, Temnopleuroida, Toxopneustidae. Bases 35 to 1114 code for a protein of 359 amino acids. The record is from RefSeq and is a predicted model, not a curated record. Gene Ontology annotation, cellular component: plasma membrane. The transcript is spliced from 5 exons.
GUAGAUCAUGUCUCACCAUGCCGCAUAGCUGAAGAUGGCGGUUCCCAAAAGAAAACGACUGGUUCUCUGGAUAUUAUGUGUUUUGAACGUUUGCUCCUUCAUGUUCUUUACAGGGACUCGUGGUGAUGUUCCUGAUGAUGUUGUCUACACUGAGUUACACAAAGAUGUAAGAAUAGGAGACAGAGCAGUUUUGACAUGCCGGUUUAGAGGUUCACCAUUGGCUGUCUACUGGAAAAAAGGUGACGACCCAAGAAAUGCACCAAACCUUGUCUCAUGGAUUCCAACUGAUGACGUCACCGGUAAAUGUGAAGGUCAAAGGGUAUGUGAAAUCAUGGAGAUGAAUGAAAAUUAUUCCUUGGUCAUCAAAGAAGUCGCUUUUGCAGAGAGAGGUCGAUAUACAUGCAGAGUUGCGAACUACAAGGGGAACGUCAUACACAACUUUACAGAUGUCAGUUUAUAUGCUCCCCCGAAAGAACCCUUUCCAGUUAUCAAUGGGUGUUUUAAUAAUGUGUCGUCCGCCAGCAACCCGGAGUCUUGCAGUGUCCUGGCCAACCGAACUAUUAACUUAACCUGCUCGGUGACUAAUUACUAUCCUGAUAUAGAACUUUUCUUCCUGCAUGGAACUAAACAGCUGACUACCAUAAAUCAGGUGGAGCAAACUAAUGUUGAUUCAACAAAAAACAUGUUGAUUUCCAUCGAGGCUAGCCCAAGUGAAACCUUAUACACAUGUGUUGCAUCAGAUGUACCCGGGUCGAGAGAACGGAAAGCCGCAUCGAUCUUGGUCAUGUUGGUGGAAUCAUCUAUUUUUAUUCCCUCGGAAACAAUUCCAGUAACUGUCGAGACUGUAAAAGAAAAGAGCCAUGGUGCCAUCAGAGCAGUGAAGAUCGUUCCGAUAGUUCUCAGUGGGACAGCAGCAGUGGUUUUCAUUUGUUGGAUAUGGAAACGUCGACAUACCCACAAUGAUGGCACACAAGGCUCCCCCGAGGUGGAUGCUGAUACGAGUAAAGUCGAAACCUCUGAGAGAGAUCCAAUGAUUUCAAAGUCAGCAAUUGAUGGUAAGUUUAUACUAAUACAUCAUAACUUUCAAAAUAAAAGUGUUUCAACUACCUCCUGAAGCUUGGAAAACCCCAAAUAGAUAUGAUGUAAUCAGACAUUUACAUCUUCUCAUCUUUUACUUGAAAUUUUCCGACAAGAUGACAGGUUCAAUAUCGUCUUUAAAUUUUAUCUCCUGCCCCCUGCUUGAACACACCUUCAGAAAGACACCUUUGCGGCCCUGAACCAGCAAUAUUCAUUUUUACUCUUUCACUCCCCCUUAACAGUAUUAGUCCUGUCCUACUUGAAUCCUGGGUGGAUCAGUUCUGGGGGCCCGUAAGACAAAGCUAAUAGCGAUGAUCGUAGAACAUUCUUCUACGAAUGAUUCCAUUGCAUGGCUACAAUGUACAAUCAAGCGUAUGAUUAAUCACACGGAGUGUUGUGGUCCAGUGGAUUAGUCUCCGGAAUUUGAAACAGAGGGUCGUGGGUUCGAAUCCCAACCAUGGCGUAAUUUUCUUCAGCAAGAAAUUGAUCCACAAUGUGCUGCACUCUCCCCAGGUGAGGUAAAUGGGUACCUGGAAGGAAUUUAUUCCUUGAAACGCAGCGCGCGUAACAGCUGCACUGCUAAAGCCGGGGUAAUUAUGCUGCAUAUACUAUAGAGCGCUUAGAGACUUCUGACAAAGUAAGUAUUAAGCACUAUAUAAGCAAGUAUAAUUAAUCGCUAAACUUUGUGUUACCUGACCCUAGUGUAGUCUCUGAUUCGUGACGUCAUUUCACUUCGGGUCGCUUUCUUUGAGCCCCCCCCCCCUCCUUUGGAGACUAUUGGAGCGCCAUCCUUUCUUUCUUUUGGUAUAAGCCCAUUCGUAGUUUCAUGCUGCGCAUGAUCAGAAGAAGGUCAUUGGUACUAAAGUAAGUUAAACACCCAGACCAGACCCAAAAAUGAAACUGACAUUUGUUGUUGUUAUAUAUCACUUUAUUUGCAAAUCUGCACAUUAAAGGAAUACAAUGUACGCCCAGGACAUUUCUCUAUAAUGAGAAAAUGCAGGGCAAUAAAAUUCACUAUACAGAAAAAAAAAAA